AUCUGUGCGGCGGCGGAGCUCGACAGCAGAGGAGCGCGCUCCUGCGGAUCAGUGACCGCACGGUGGACCGUCUUUUGUUCCGCCUGACAUGGACGAACUCUCGGUGGAUUUAAAACGCGCUGUUUUCACAUUUCGCCCGUGAGAAGGGCGUGGCGGCUCCGCUGCGGUGCGUGGGAUUAUCACGCGGAUACUUUUUCCCGGGUGUGUUUUCAUCGUAGUUGCAGAGGUCAGGGGCACGAUGCUGCUCUCCCUCUCUCACAGCAUGGAUCUGCCGGCGAAGCUCCACCUGCAGCAAGCCAAAGCUGAGAAGCAGCCAUUCGAGAAGAUGUACCGGCUGGACUCGGUGCUCGGUACCGGAGGAUUCGGCACCGUCUACUCUGCUGUCCGCCUGGCCGACGGGCUGCCGGUUGCAGUCAAACAUGUGUGCAGGGACAGAGUGACUGAGUGGGGAAGCUUGUGUGGCGCUGUGGUUCCCCUGGAGAUUGUGCUGUUGCAGAAGGUGGGUGGGGCGUUUGGCGGCGUGGUGCGUCUGCUGGACUGGUGGGAGCGGGUGGACGGCUGGUUGAUGGUGAUGGAGCGUCCCGAGUCAGCUCAGGACCUGUUUGAUUAUAUCACGGAGCGUGGCGCGCUGGAUGAGGCGGCGGCCCGUGGCUUCUUCCUGCAGGUGCUGGAGGCGGUGCGUCACUGCUACACCUGCAGUGUCGUCCACAGAGACAUUAAGGAUGAAAAUCUGCUCGUGGACCUCAGGACCGGACAGAUCAAACUCAUCGACUUUGGCUCUGGGGCCCUCCUCAAAGAAACCGCCUACACCGACUUUGAUGGUACACGGGUGUACAGUCCUCCGGAGUGGAUCCGGUUCCGCCGGUACCAUGGCCGCUCGGCCACCGUCUGGUCGCUUGGCGUGCUGCUGUACGACAUGGUGUGUGGGGAUAUCCCCUUCGAACAGGACGAGGAGAUCCUAAGAGGACAGAUCUUCUUCAGACGCAAAAUCUCCACAGAGUGCCAGCAGCUGAUUGACUGGUGUCUGAGCCAGCAACCGUCUGACCGGCCAACCCUGGAGCAGAUCCUCCUCCACCCCUGGGUGACCAGCAGUGAUGGUCAGCAGACAGACAGCCUCAUCACGUUUCACACCAUUACAGCUGACUCCUCAUCUCCCACAUCCUCUUCCUUGAGCCAGCAGAGCUCAUGAUUGGUCAGCGGGACACUUCCAAGGGGCGAGACUUGGACUUGAUCCACAGCUGUUUUCUGUUUCAGUUUCCUCGUGAUUGUGACGAUGCUGCUCCAAGGAAGUGUUGUUCAGUGGUGGAGCGACUCAUGGUCUCAGUUCAGGUUCCAGUUGACUUUGCUGCUCCACAGCACCCCCUGCUGAUCACACUACAGAGCAGCUACUAUAGAUCCUUUUUCCAUCCAGUGCUGCUGUUUGAGUGCCUUGACUUCAAAAGCUGCUGCGGGUGGAAUAGUGAGGGACGAGUUCCAAAGAGUUUUCAUGGCUAAAAUGUGACGUCACAGAAGAAUUCAGUCAGAUUAUUUUCCAUUGGGAAAAAAGCAUAACUCAAUAAUUCUACAGCUACAAUGUGGGGUUACAGUGCACCAACAGAGCCACGGUGAACACGCCUGAAAUGUUUUAAUCAUUGAUUGAUUAGUCUAUAAAAUAUCAAAAAAAAUGCUGAACACGUUUUCAUCUCAAUGAGUCUCAAGAGUCCACAUUUUGAACUUUCAGUGAACAGUGAUAUUAGAAAAGCAGAAACUCCUCCUGUUGGAGAAGCUCAAGAGCGAGCGAGCAUAGACUCUUGCUUGAAACUUGACUUAAAUAAUAAAUCACAUCAACAUUGUGAUUGAUCAUUUUGUAGUGACUAAUCAAUCAAGCGACUUAAUCGUUUCAGCCCUAAUUGUUGCAUCCUAAGUCCGUCGCUGUCCAGGACCAGAGGGGUCUGUUUUGAGGAAAAGUUUGACCGUUAAAAUAUGAUGAUUUGCUUUUGACUAAGUGAGAGGAUCGAUGUAACUGUCAUGUUUGUGCAGAAAACAUGAAAUUAUUGCGAGCAGCCAGAACCAAACCAUCCAAACAGUUUGUAGUUUUCCAGGGAGUUAUUUGCUCGACUAUUUCUUGGCUGUGUUUCCAGGCAGGUCCUGAACAAGAAAUUUAGUGGCUCAUAACACUCUGUAAAAUGACGACAGCAAACUAUUCUUCUGUUGUUAUAUUGCUCAAAGGGAAUUCGAACAUGUCCUACAUGGACUUGUUCUAUUUGGUUGCUUGGGUUGUUAAACUACAGCCCAUAAUGUGUCAGUCUUCAAGUGUAGGAGGUGCUGGUUGUAACAUGUUACUGUAGCGUUAGCGGUUUCCCCUCGAGUUUCCAGACAACCAGCUGCAGGUGGUAGCCUCACACUUGGCCAACCAGUCGUCUCUUAUAAGAAAGUGAACAAACAUAUUUCCCCAAAAACUUUUCCAGAGUUUACAAAAUAUUUCUGUCCACCCACUUCACACCCCCAAGGUGUGAAGUGAACUGGGCCAACAAUCCUCUCUCCUGCUGAUGUGGUGGAAAACUUGAUCACACACAUGCCUCCUCUGAAAGGCUGGGACUCGUUGACUCUGAGUUUUGAUACCAAAAUAUGACUUUUUGAUACUUAAAUAUUCUCCAUGUAAUAAACAUUUAGGGUUUACUCUGAACAGAAGCAGGCGAGAACAGAAGUGUGUAAUAAAUGAGGACAUUUCUGAUAAAAGAAAUGUUUCUGACCCAGUCUUCACAUCCUGCUGCUCUCAGGCUCUAAGGUUUAAACUAAGAAGGGGGCAAGAAUUCAUCUCAACAGAUUGGAUUGUUUUCUGUUUGUUUGUUGUUUUCAGUCAAGCAGGUCUCCAUACAGUUUAAAAGUUUAAGAUGUUUUUGGUGUCAGUGCCGCAGCGGAGACAAGUUUUAACUAUGUUCCAUCACCUUUUGUUUUCUCUUUCUAUGUCUCGCUCUCUGUCUCUCUCUAUCUUGCACUCAGCUUGUGUCUCCAUCACUAUGUUCUGAAAACAUUACAUCCUCCGUCUUCUCUCUCACCCUUCGUCUCGGGGUGUAAAAUGCACAGUUUAAUGCAAAUACUUACUCGUUAAAAUAUAUUAGUUUUUUAUAUGCAUAUUUUGUACAUUCAGUGUUUUUUUUAUUUAUUUACUGAGACAUUCCUCAUAAUGUGUUUAUUUAUUUAUCUUCAGUUUUUUAUACAAUGUUUUUCUAUUUUUUUUUUGAGCUACUAAAUGAGGAUAAAGUCCGGGUCAGGUUUGAGUGUUCUCACGUCAGGUUUAAAGGUUUGAACUAAUUCUCAUUUCAUGUAUGUUUAGAUGUUUUGAAUGUAAACUUUUGACAGGGAAAAAGUAUUUUUUCAUGGAGUUUUUUCAAAUUAAACCUUUUGUAUAUAACUGAUUUUCUGUGUGAUGUCUCCGCUCUUCUCAG
Messenger RNA from Paralichthys olivaceus (Japanese flounder), 3428 nucleotides. RefSeq names its product serine/threonine-protein kinase pim-3-like. Gene Ontology annotation, cellular component: cytoplasm. NCBI's taxonomy places the organism in Eukaryota, Metazoa, Chordata, Actinopteri, Pleuronectiformes, Paralichthyidae. Gene Ontology annotation, molecular function: protein serine/threonine kinase activity; ATP binding. Gene Ontology annotation, biological process: negative regulation of apoptotic process; regulation of mitotic cell cycle; protein autophosphorylation. The record is from RefSeq and is a predicted model, not a curated record.